Homarus americanus (American lobster) is the source of this 807-nucleotide messenger RNA. RefSeq lists its product as uncharacterized. Lineage: Eukaryota; Metazoa; Arthropoda; Malacostraca; Decapoda; Nephropidae. The record is from RefSeq and is a predicted model, not a curated record. The transcript has a single exon. Bases 1 to 807 code for a protein of 268 amino acids.
AUGUACAGGUAUUUCAAUAUAACAGAACCUAGGCCUAUACACACUGUUAAUGGCGCAGAGUUUAUAACAGAACCUGGAACUAUACACACUGUUAAUGACGCAGAGUUUAUAACAGAACCUGGAACUAUACACACUGUUAAUGACGCAGAGUUUAUAACAGAACCUGGAACUAUACACACUGUUAAUGACGCAGAGUUUAUAACAGAAUCUGGAACUAUACACACUGUUAAUGACGCAGAGUUUAUAACAGAACCUGGAACUAUACACACUGUUAAUGACGCAGAGUUUAUAACAGAACCUAGACCUAUACACACUGUUAAUGACGCAGAGUUUAUAACAGAACCUGGACCUAUACACACUGUUAAUGACGCAGAGUUUAUAAAUUUUGGACCUAUACACACUGUUAAUGACGCAGAGUUUAUAACAGAACCUAGGCCUAUACACACUGUUAAUGGCGCAGAGUUUAUAACAGAACCUGGAACUAUACACACUGUUAAUGACGCAGAGUUUAUAACAGAACCUGGAACUAUACACACUGUUAAUGACGCAGAGUUUAUAACAGAACCUGGAACUAUACACACUGUUAAUGACGCAGAGUUUAUAACAGAAUCUGGAACUAUACACACUGUUAAUGACGCAGAGUUUAUAACAGAACCUGGAACUAUACACACUGUUAAUGACGCAGAGUUUAUAACAGAACCUAGACCUAUACACACUGUUAAUGACGCAGAGUUUAUAACAGAACCUGGACCUAUACACACUGUUAAUGACGCAGAGUUGAGUAAUGGUAUGAUGUUCCUCGUUUAG